Molecule: messenger RNA, 2735 nt
Organism: Formica exsecta
Lineage: Eukaryota; Metazoa; Arthropoda; Insecta; Hymenoptera; Formicidae
Gene: Tbc1d22
Product: TBC1 domain family member 22B
Exons: 8
Coding region: 630-2264 (544 amino acids)
Biological process (GO): activation of GTPase activity
Molecular function (GO): GTPase activator activity
Source: RefSeq, a predicted model, not a curated record
UUAUAUGAGAGAACCGAGAUAGCGAAUCGCGGUAGCAGCGCUCGCGUCAGACGUCAGAUGGUCAUACGUCAAAAUUGCUUGCUCGACAGUUCGACGCGACGAGGGGAAAGUCACCGAUCGUGGCUCCGAAGGGCGUUUUCGGUGCGUCCUCUAAAGAGGCGCGCGAGAGAGACGCGGUAAUCGCGCGUCAAGAUCGCGAUCUAUCGUGACGACGAAGAGAGAGAGAAAAAAAAAGAUCACGCUUCGACGACGACGUCAUCGUCGCGGCGUACGAGAUACCGAUUGACACAUCGAGAGAAACUCCGAUUGGGCCGUAAACUGGACUCCGCUUUGAUUCUCGCGGGAGAUCGAGGAGGUUUAAUCACUCGUCUAACGAAAGAUGUAGGCAUCCUCUCUUUCUCAUCUUCUAACGACCACGGUUUCUCUCGCCACCGUCGAGCUGACGCAACUUACGCAACAUAACCUUCUCGGCCGCAAAACAGUCAACGACAGAUUUCCGCUGCGUAGACGUCUGUAUUUCUGUCCGCCCGCAAAAUUUUCAGUGUUUGUAUUUGAGGGUAUGAAGAGCAACCUACACUGCAAUAACUGUGUUGAAAAAUUACCUGGUGCUAGUUAACUUGAUUUCCGCUAUGGAAAAUCAAGGUUACCAUCAUCAAACCCUUUCAACCCAUCAGUCUUUCUGGAAGAAGAAUACACGCGCUGUGCCAGGAAGGCCAAGCUUGAAGCAGGACAUUAGACACCAUAAGUUUAAUUCCACGGUGAUUGGAUCUAGCAAUCUGAUUAAUAUUGCUAAUAGUAGUGGUAGUACAGGCGGAAGUGGAGGCUCCACUUCUUUUCAAGAUUUUCAGGAGAGCGUGGACGACGCAUGGGAUUCGGGAGAUGAUGAAUUUUGCACAGUUUCGGAUGUGAAGAUAUCGAAGAAAGUUAGCCAGUCAGCAGCUCUUAGUGUUAUCAACAAUCACAGAUCUAGCAAUAAGUGUUCACAGUUGCUACAGGCAAAUGCGAAAGUAGUUCAACAGGAAAUUAUUCCUGAAGAGAAAAAAGCGGAGGCCCUUCAGAGAUUAGCUGUGCAGCCCUUACAUUUACGCAAUGCAAAUCUGCAUUUACAAGUGAAUAAUAGCCAGCAUCCCAGUGAGAACAUAGAUUUGAAGUAUAGCGUAUCACCUCGGCACAAACCAACACAAUUCCCCGGUAGACCACAACCAUUGAGGCAAACAAAUGCUCCCAACAAAUUUUUUAUACCUUCAAAGGAGCAAGAUGGUGAAAGUAAAGUGGACAAGUUUCAAUUACUUUUGGAUGCGUCCGUUCUGAAUUUGGACGAAUUGAGGCACUUGUCGUGGUCGGGCGUGCCUGCCAAAUUACGUUCCGUCACUUGGAGGUUGUUGUCUGAAUACUUGCCAGCUAAUAUGGAACGUAGGCAACACGUGUUGGAGCGCAAACGGCUAGACUAUUGGAAUCUGGUCAAACAGUAUUACGAUGUCGAACGGGACGAGGGCUUUCAAGAUACAUAUCGUCAGAUUCACAUCGAUAUCCCUAGAAUGUCACCGCUCAUCUCGCUAUUCCAGCAGACGACAGUGCAACUGAUAUUUGAAAGGAUAUUGUACAUUUGGGCAAUUAGGCACCCCGCAUCUGGUUAUGUUCAGGGUAUGAAUGAUCUCGUGACGCCCUUCUUCUUGGUCUUUUUGCAAGAAGCGGUACCAGUGCAGGCUUGGCAGGAUCUAGAAAAUUAUGACGUAGCGUCACUGUCGAAGGAACAGCGCGACAUUAUUGAGGCAGACAGCUUCUGGUGCUUGUCAAAAUUCUUGGACGGUAUACAGGACAAUUAUAUAUUUGCUCAAUUGGGAAUCCAGCACAAAGUAAAUCAGUUGAAGGAACUGAUACAGAGAAUCGAUGCACCGUUGCAUCAACAUUUACAUCAGCACGGGGUGGAUUAUCUACAGUUCUCCUUUCGGUGGAUGAACAAUUUACUGACCAGAGAAAUUCCGCUUCAUUGUACUAUUCGAUUAUGGGAUACUUAUCUGGCGGAGUCUGAUAGAUUCGCAUCGUUUCAGCUCUAUGUGUGCGCGGCCUUUCUUCUACUUUGGAGACGACAUUUACUCCUGCAACCUGAUUUUCAAGGGCUGAUGUUAAUGCUACAAAACCUGCCCACGCAAAACUGGACGGAUUCGGAGAUCGGCAUGCUGGUAGCCGAAGCAUACAAAUUAAAAUACGCAUUCGCCGACGCGCCAAAUCACCUACAAGCUCAUGAUACUACGGCUAGGUGACCAUUUUCAGUUAACGAAUUUGGGUUAAUGUUAUUAUGAAUAUAGUGGCCAAACUGUGAGGGGUCGGUAAUAUUGUGUUAACGUGCCGGCUCUCUUCUUCCGUCUCUAUCGUUGCUAUGUAUACUGUGACGUUCAAUCUAUCACGGCCAUAUUGAAAGUUUCCGGAGUGCGCGAAACAUUCUUAUGUUUUGUUUCCACAUUGACUAUUAAGUUUACUCGAUUUACUUUGUAUAAGGUUUAUUCCUUUGUUACGUUGGGAGAAUUUCGCGGAGAGGGAGAUGUUUAGAUAUAUUCUCCAUGUUCCGCUUCGGAAUAAGAUAUAAAUGCAACUUAAGACGCGUAUACAUGCGCGCACAAAGAGUGUAACGCGAAUCAAUUGCCAUUUCCCGGUUUGCAUUACAUUUUUAUAUAUAUAUAAAAGUCUCAGACACACAUUAUAUACAGAUAAUAUAUAUAGACAAGAAAGUUUUA